Messenger RNA from Trichoderma breve, 984 nucleotides. Its product is annotated as amidohydrolase domain-containing protein. Bases 1 to 984 code for a protein of 327 amino acids. Gene Ontology annotation, biological process: secondary metabolic process. The record is from RefSeq and is a predicted model, not a curated record. NCBI's taxonomy places the organism in Eukaryota, Fungi, Ascomycota, Sordariomycetes, Hypocreales, Hypocreaceae. Gene Ontology annotation, molecular function: hydrolase activity; carboxy-lyase activity. Gene Ontology annotation, cellular component: cytosol; cytoplasm. The transcript has a single exon.
AUGUCGUAUCCUACUAUUACUCUUGAAGAGCAUUUCCUUUCUAGUAAUGCAAUCGCAGCUUUACCAUCUUCUCAAAGCAAAUUUUACACCAAAGUAAAGCCCGCGUGGGCUGAACAGCUCUCCGACAUUAGCCCAAAUGGUUCCCGCAUCAAAGCCAUGAAUAGCGGACACAUUGGCAUCCAAGUGCUUUCUAAUUCUUUUGGCAUCACUUCAUUGGCGCCGGAAGUUGUUGCAGCAGCUAAUGAUGAAUUAGCAAAGGCGUGUGAAGCCGAACCACGCUUUAGAGGCUUUGCGGCUUUGCCUAUGAAACAUGGUAAAGCUGCUGCAGCCGAACUUGAACGAUGUGUCGAACAGCUGGGGAUGGUUGGUGCGCUCAUUGACAGUCAUCUUGAUGAUGGCCGAUAUUACGACGAUGAGGUUGCUUUGGAUGCUUUUGCUAAAGCCCAAGAACUAGACGUCCCAAUUUAUAUACAUCCCACCACACCAGUUGAAGAUGUCCAGGUGGCACUUUAUGAUGGAAACUACGACAAAGAGGUUGGAGCUGCGCUUGGAAUAGCCGGCUGGGGAUGGCAUUGCGAUACAGCAUUAUCUGUGUUGCGAAUGUACGCUGCGGGCAUCUUCUGGAAGUUCCCAAAUCUGAAAGUGGUAGUAGGGCAUAUGGGUGAAAUGUUGCCAUAUAUGCUGGACCGCAUUGAUGAGAAAGUGGGACAAAUUUGGCUGGAAGCCGAACUGAGUUUCAAGGAGGUCUGGGAGAGAAACAUCUGGGUGACCACCAGCGGAAUGUUUACAAUGCCACCGAUGGCAUGUCUGCUGCGAAGCACAAGUAUCGACAGGAUCUUGUAUAGUGUGGACUACCCAUACUCAACUACAGAACAAGGUAAGGCUUUCAUGGAAGAGCUUCGAGAAAGCGGUCUGGUCACAGAGGAGGGGUAUUCCAAGAUUGCGUUUAAAAACGCCGAGAGACUCCUUAACUUCAAGAUGUAA